AUGUCUGUGAUACUUGCUUCUGCAGGGUAUGACCAUACAAUUCGAUUUUGGGAGGCAUUGACGGGCGUUUGCUCACGAACUAUACAACAUGCGGAUUCACAAGUAAAUAGGUUGGAGAUAACGACGGAUAAGAAAUAUUUAGCAGCAGCUGGUCACCUGCAUGUGAGGCUUUACGAUAUUAGGACUACGAAUCCUAAUCCCGUCAUUUCAUUCGAGGGUCAUCGAGGUAACGUAACGUCGAUAACUUUCCAGCAAGAUAAUAAAUGGAUGGUUUCAUCAAGUGAAGACGGUACUAUUAAAGUAUGGGACGUUCGUUCUCCCUCGGUGCAACGUAAUUACAAGCAUAAUGCACCAGUUAAUGAGGUGGUUAUCCAUCCCAACCAAGGUGAGCUUAUUUCUUGCGACCAGGACGGAAACAUCAAAAUUUGGGAUCUAGGAGAGAAUCAGUGUACCCACCAACUAGCGUUAGAAGAUGAUACGCCACUGCAAUCGUUGUCAAUCGCUAGUGAUGGAUCUAUGCUGGUAGCGGGUAAUAAUAAAGGAAACUGUUACGUGUGGAAAAUGCCGAAUCAUACAGAUUCUGCAAGUUUAAAGCCUGUGACGAAGUUCAGGUCGCAUACCAAGUAUAUAACGAGGGUUUUAUUAUCGGCGGACGUAAAACACCUCGCCACUUGUUCGGCAGAUCACACAGCUAGGGUAUGGAAUAUUAGGGAUGACUUUCAGUUAGAAACUACGUUAGAUGCACACUCUCGAUGGGUUUGGGACUGUGCUUUUAGCGCAGACAGCGCCUACUUGGUCACAGCUUGCUCUGACCAUUACGUUAGGCUUUGGGAUCUUUCAACAAGGGAAAUCGUUAGACAAUACGGAGGUCAUCAUAAGGGUGCAGUUUGUGUGGCACUUAACGACGUGUAA
Molecule: messenger RNA, 912 nt
Organism: Eremothecium sinecaudum
Lineage: Eukaryota; Fungi; Ascomycota; Saccharomycetes; Saccharomycetales; Saccharomycetaceae
Gene: LST8
Product: TOR complex subunit LST8
Exons: 1
Coding region: 1-912 (303 amino acids)
Biological process (GO): regulation of actin cytoskeleton organization; TOR signaling
Cellular component (GO): TORC2 complex; TORC1 complex
Molecular function (GO): protein binding
Source: RefSeq, a predicted model, not a curated record